Marmota monax (woodchuck) is the source of this 219-nucleotide messenger RNA. Its product is annotated as pancreatic progenitor cell differentiation and proliferation factor-like. The coding region runs from base 1 to 219 and encodes 72 amino acids. NCBI's taxonomy places the organism in Eukaryota, Metazoa, Chordata, Mammalia, Rodentia, Sciuridae. Gene Ontology annotation, biological process: cell differentiation; multicellular organism development. The transcript has a single exon. The record is from RefSeq and is a predicted model, not a curated record.
AUGGCAGCCAUCCCUUCCAGCAGUUCACUGGAAGCCACUCACAACUACUGCUGGUGCUGCCUGGGCUCCACAUCCAGCAACAGCUCCUGUGGAAGUGCAAAGUACCCUGGGGAGGCCAUCCGCCACCACACUGGUCUCCCCAAGGCUACCCCAGGUCACUGGUGGCCCAGCUUCUUCUUUAAAAAGUCCACUCUUCCAAUCAUGGCCACUGUGUUGUAG